Messenger RNA from Arabidopsis arenosa, 2016 nucleotides. The record is from the annotation of a GenBank genome assembly. Lineage: Eukaryota; Viridiplantae; Streptophyta; Magnoliopsida; Brassicales; Brassicaceae.
AAAUGCUCACCUCAGUUUUGGUUUCGGCCAAUGUGACUGACUCCGUAGAAUGCCUCGACACCUCUUCUCCUCACACGCCCAGUGGCAGGACCAAUUGUAUCAGUCCAGAAUCCGAUGGCAACCUAUAUCUUCGAUCCUAUAUGCGAUAGCUCUUGGGUAGCAAACACAUUGACUUGGUUAUGGGGCAAAAUUCCAUGGGAAGACGAUAGACGUAAAUCCACUGAACGUUUUUGGAAAGAAACAUGGAAAUUAAAAGAUGCUAAACAACUAACGGAGUGGGAAAAGUCUUGCAACAUCUUGUUUGGAAUGAAGCCAACAAGUUCUGAGAUGAAUCUAUCUUAUAUGCCCAACUACAAAGGCUCUGUUGAUUUCAUGUUUGAGAAGCAAAAGCCUACCCAAUUCUUCGUUCCAACGGGAACCUUUUCUGUAUCGAUCCCCAUGAAAGUCCCUGGACUUCAUGCCUCCUACCGUUUUAUGCAUCCUAAAGGGAAACGCGAUAAGCUGGAACUCCAAUAUGAGGGGUUAGAGCAUUGGUUAUUCAAACUAAAACUCCCAUUAUCUCUGACUGAGAGACCUACCAUUGUCUUUAGUGUGACUCCAAAUUAUGAGGCUUUCUCUCUGCCUUGCGAGAUCAAACUUGAAGGAAAUCUUGAUAAAAGGAUCCGAGCUUGUAGAAUAGCCAACUGGUCAAUAGGCCUAACAAGUGACGCAUCCAUCUUUUCCUUUGCCUUCAAGAUAACGAAAAGCACCGCUUCAUGCAAAGCAAAGAUUCAUGGUCUUUCUGCUUCUGCAGAUUGGGAUGGAGAAGAUCUCAAGUGUUCUUUUGAACAAGAAAUCGAGAAGUUUUCUAUCACCUCCAAAUGUCAAAUCAACGUCAAAGAUGCUAUGAAAAAUGUAUGUUCAGUUGGUGUUGGAAAGAUGUGGGAUGAUGAUGAAAAAGGAUUUCAUAGAGGAAUACAAGUGGUGUUUGACACCCAUGACGUGGCCACAAUCACCUAUUCGCGGUCCCUGACCAAAAAGCUCUCCCUUGAACUUUCUGCAACGGUGGAUCAUUCAAUUUCAGGCGUGAGCGGAGAAGAGAUGAUUGAAGUUGCUGCUAUAUUUGUAGGCGUUGGCUUCCUGUUCAACUUUUGCGGCCGCAGCAAUAAAACGAACGCUGAGUUUCUAGAUGAAGCUACUAUGGUGGACGAGCUCAAAGGGUUGGGGGAAUUUCUUGAAACUAAGCCAUUAAACAACACUGUUGUGGUGUUUGGAACUGUUGGAUCAACCUCAACCGUAGAGACCAUGUGUAAAAGCGCUUUGGGUGUUUUUGUCGAGGAAACGGCCACAGUUACUUAUGAUAGGAGGAAUUGUGUUGGUUUAACACGGGAACAUGAGAGUACUUUGGUGAACCGUAAGGAGGUUUCUUGGUAUUUGGAGGAUGGUACUGCUCGGGUUAAUGUAACGAAUUACCAACAUGCCAAAGGAUUUGAUGAUAUUUUACGUACGUAUUCCUCUACUGUUCCUGUGAGUAAGCACUUCAAAAGAUUGCUUUCUGUGGAAGAAAUCACGAUUUGUGAUCCUGACAGUUGUGAGUCUUGGGAGAAUGUUCUUGAGAUUGGUACACCUUUGACUAUUGUUGGUGGGGCUGGAAGAGACAAAGAUGGGAAUAUUACGAUCCGACAUGUCUAUCAAGUCUUCAAUAAACGUAUAGAACUUAAGAAACUCAUAUCUAAUAUGGAAUCGAAAUCAGUGAAUUAUGGGAAUUUCUCCAUAUAUUUUGCAGCUAUGGGUAUGGUUUUACUCGCCUUGAGCCUUCUGCAAGAUGACGACUAAGCUUAUGUUAGUGCUUUCAGUUUUAAUUUUGCCUUUGGAUUGACGUCUGGUAACCUCUGCUUUUUAGUUCAUAUGUUAGUCACUGACUUUAUAUAUUAUGUGCUUUAUAGGUUUAUAUAUAUGGUUAGUUCCUGUGUGAAACAAUCAUGUGUUUAGUUCAACGGGAAUGUAACAUCUCUUAAAUAAACCUUGGAAAUGAAA